Klebsormidium nitens is the source of this 802-nucleotide messenger RNA. The record is from the annotation of a GenBank genome assembly. NCBI's taxonomy places the organism in Eukaryota, Viridiplantae, Streptophyta, Klebsormidiophyceae, Klebsormidiales, Klebsormidiaceae.
CUCGGGGAGGGCCCGGGGGAUCCCUCCGGACGCAGGCCGAGCUUGGGCGGCGAAGCCCCCGGUUUCGAAAUGGGGGGGUCGCUGAACGGGUCGUUGGAAGAUGGGCUGAUGGUCGCGUUCAAGGCGAAGGACAAGGGGCAGUACUGGGUUGCGACGGAGCGGCGCGGGUGGGCGCUGGAGUUGGGCGCGCCCGGAGUGGACGCCUCCGAUCCUGCGGCGCAGUUUCUGGUGGUGAUGCGAGGGAAGGACCGCCUCGGGUUCAGGUCGCUGGUGGCGGACGGGAAGCUGCUGCAAGUGAGAGAAAGGACGUCCAAGGGACAUCCGCAGGCCACCCGGAAACUGGAGUUGAUGUUCGUCAACUUCAGCCUGGACACCCUCGAGAACUGGCUGAUUACCGGGACCAGUUUAGCGGACUGCGUCAUCUCCAGCAAAAAGUUCCCAGAGGUUAGCUUGGCGUUGUCGCUUGAAGUCCUCGCAGUACCACCGGAAGAGGAAGACGUGCUGCUCGACGAUAUGGCAGGGUCAGUCCAGAAGCCUGAAGCGAGUCCGGAUGCUGAGGAGGAGUCCUUGGUGUGACAGGGUGCUUCCAUACUCACAGGUUUUCUUAUGCGUUAUACAGUCGUUACGUCUGUUUUUGCUGUUAGGUGCUUGAUAAGUCCAAAAGCUGAAAAGAUGGUAAUGGAGGACGCAUCAUGUUUCUCAACUAAUUCCUCUAUCCCGCUACUGACUGUUGUGAGGUUGAGCUGUUGCGACGGAUCGACACAUCUUUGUGUAUCCUAAUCUUGUUAAACCGAGGUCUAGC